AUGCCCAACGCUGAAUUUUCCAACACUGCCAUGGGCGAUGCUGCAGAGCGGCUUAUGAAAAUUGUACAGAAGGCGGCAAAGUUGAGGGAUGGUCAUCCCGAUCACCUGAAAUUGGCUGUGGAAAUUGGAGAUCUGAUGUCCCCGGUAUUCAAGACCCAUGGUAUGUCGGUGACAACCAUCCCGCCGAUCCUGCUUUUAGCAGCCAUGGAGAUGCUGGAGCACCUGGAUGCAGUGCAGCAAUCUUUUGCCAGUGCGCCUGUAUGGGCUAGGAUCCGAACUGAUGAUCCCCAAAUCCAGCAACAUCCAUUGAAGGAGAAGGCCCACAGCAUUACCGUUGCCAAGCCUACCACGGCGGCGAACACAUCCGCUGCCAUUUCCGGCGCACCAGUGCCGGCCAAGGUGAAGCCUAAGCCUAAGCCAAAGCCAAUGCCAAAGACAAAAGUGGUGCAUGAGUCGAAGGAGUCGAAGGGAAAUGACCCAGGCCCUACCCGAGGGAAUUCACCACCGGCAUAUACCUCCUCUCAGAAAGGUAAAGGGAAGGCAGUAGUUCCUCCAGGGAAUGAGGAAGAAGCUGUUGAGGUCAAUCGAGGUCGGCUAACUCAAGUUCAGAAGAGAAGGAAAGGGUCAAAUACCAGUUUGCCGCCAAUUCCAGGCGGCGCACCGCAACACCAUCCUGCCGACUCGACUGCAAUGCAGACCAAGACAUCAAAACGGCCCAAAGUCACUCGAGAGUCAGUGUCGCCGAAGCACAAUGCGCUGAAGGAAGAUAUCACAAUGGACACUGAUUGUCCUGAGCUGGUUCCACCAUGCACUUCAUUUGUUGUGAAGGAUAUGGCACCACAGGCGCCAAACUUCGAGCUUGUGGCCGUUGCUCCCAACAAAAACUUAAAUGUUCUCAUGCCAAAGCCAACCUCAAUGGCAGAAGAUAUGCUGGUGUCUGAUGAUGACACCGCCGCCGCUACUGCCACCACAUUGCCGUCGCCGGCCACCUCUGUGCCGCCAAUCACAACCCUGUCCCCAGAGGGUGAGGCACCACCACCUCUUUCACAAUUGGUGUCCUCGAUACAGCAUCCUCAGAUGGACAUGGACAAUUCUCACGAUGGGCUCACGAAAGUGUUGGAGGGGAUGACAUUGGAGGUGAUGCAAGACUUGGCAAAUUUGAGUGCCAGGAAUGUGACUCUUCAGGAGAUUGCCGACACCCUCCGGACUAACAUUGCUCAGCUUACGGCCGAGAAUACCGCCGCCACAGAGCAGUUGAAUGCACUGCAAGACAGGAUCACCGCUCAGGAUGCCGCCCUCCUUGAAUUGCAAGGCCUUCGGGCAGAGGUAACGGAGUUACACAGUCAAGUCAAGACAUUGCAAGAAGAAUCAGCCACCAGAGAUCAGCACCUUCAACGUGCUCAACACCAAUUGGGGCAACAAGAACGUACCACCGCUGUCCUUCAGGAUGCCUACAACGCCAUCUGUCAAUGUCUUACUGGUCCACCGAAUUCAUCAUCCCCUUUCACCAACUCCUUGUAUCUUGCCAACCCGAUGUAUGGCAGCAGUCAAAGCAUGGUGCCUGUCAGCAUGGGUCAGAUGCAGGCCAUGGAAGGCUUGUAUUUCAACCUGCCAUCAUCGGUUGGCAACAUCUCCAGUGGCUCCAUGUUGGGUGGUCCAUCUGCCGGCCCAUCUGUUAGCACCAUCGCCAGCAGCACUCGCACCCACGGCGACACCAAGGGUGGGGCGCCGUCAGGUGUGGGCAAUGAACCUGGCAAUAGAUAG
Suillus discolor is the source of this 1764-nucleotide messenger RNA. RefSeq lists its product as uncharacterized. The record is from RefSeq and is a predicted model, not a curated record. Bases 1 to 1764 code for a protein of 587 amino acids. The transcript is spliced from 7 exons. Lineage: Eukaryota; Fungi; Basidiomycota; Agaricomycetes; Boletales; Suillaceae.